UCUCCGCUUGGUCCUCUGAGUGAGCGGGGCAAGGAGGCAGCUCCCUGUCGAUGAUUGGUUAGCUCGGGGUAAGGGGCGGGGUUACGAGUUAAUAAAACAGACGGGAGUGGAGCUCCGGCCGAACAGAUAGUAGAGUUUCGUUACUCUGAUUGGAACGACUGACCCACUUCGAGUAAAACGUAAAAGAAAACUCGCGUGAGUUUAUAAAAGCGCUGCUUGUUUGGUGAGAAGGUUAAACCAUGGAUUUGGUGCGUGUGCUGUGUUUGGUGCUGAGCGUCGGAGGUUGGUUCGCCUGCGCGGAGAGGCACAGCGUCUACUGGAACAGCUCCAAUCCAAACUUCCUAUGGGACGACUACACGGUGGAAGUCCGCAUCAAUGACUACCUGGACAUCAUCUGCCCGCACUACAGCCACGGCGAAGUGCCGCCGCACUCGGCCGAGCGCUACGUGCUCUACAUGGUGGAAAGGGACGACUACGACGUGUGCAAGCCGCACUCUUUCGACCAGCUGCGCUGGGAGUGCUCGCGGCCCUUUGCCCCCCACGCCCCCGAGAAGUUCUCGGAGAAGUUCCAGCGCUUCACCCCCUUCACCCUGGGCAAGGAGUUCAAGCAGGGAGAGAGCUAUUAUUACAUCUCCAAGCCGAUGCAUCAUCACGGCCAGGAAUGUCUGAGGCUCAAAGUGGACGUGGCCGGACAGAAGGGCUCGGCAAAGACUCACGCCGGCAAGUCCAAGGCUGACGCGGAGAAGAGCACGGACGCGUCAAAAGCCAAGUUUGUCUCUGCCGGCGGAGUUCACAACUUCUCCAAUCGUCUCCCGGCAGAUGACCCGACCGCCAUGGAACCCAACGUCCAGAGGAGCAUUGGAAAUUCGGGAACGAGGCCCAUCUCCUUCUCCUUCCUCUUGACGCUCCUCCCGGUUUUGUUUGUGACGAUACUACACUGAAAAAGAGAACUGCAAAGCAGCCCAGUGCUGGUCACUGGGGUCACGGACACGAAUUUUUUUUUUGUUUUGUUGUUUUUUAUAAUGAAUACAGAGCUUUUAUACAAAGACAAAGCUGUGAGUGAAUGUGUAUCGCAAUGUGAAUGUGGAGUGUGGAUCACUCCAAAGGACGUCCGUAUUGUUUGUGUUUGUGUUUUGUUUUUGGUUUCUUUUGUAUUAUGAUGAGGAUGAAGCAGCAUUUUCCGUUCUGAGCAAUUAGUCUAAUGGGUUUUUCAUACCACUCAGUAGGUACACCUCCAGUUCCUGAGUCAGCCACUACGACCGUGGCGCUUGUUAUUUGGGAUCUUUUUUUUUUUUUUUUUGGGCCGUCAUUAUGUAGCACUCAUCUCCGCAAGCCUCAAGACAGCAUCCCACUGUUCACGACAUCAAGUCAUUUGUUUUUAUACUUUGACCAUUGUUCAAUCAUGUUUGUAAUGAACAUCUUUUAAAUUGUUCCUUUCGUUGCUUUUUCUCCAUUCUUUUUACACCGUGCGCCCCCUCCCCCCAAAAGCAAAUAGUGAGGGCUCCAAGUACCACCAUAAUACCACCAACAUUAAUUAUACAGUGGUGCAGUAAGCCUUAAGUGUUCAUGAAAGUAAGAGGCUAAUAUUGCAAAUCCUUGUAACAUGAUGCGCAUUUAAUAUUGGAAAAAAACUGAACUAAAAGUUGUACUUGGGCGGUGAUUCUUUCACCGCACAUCCAAAAUCGGCUAAAAAUAUGGAAACAUUUUACAUAUCUGUCCUUGGUAAAUGGUCACGAGUCCUUGUGAACCCCAAAUGGUUAAAUCAUCCAACAUUAAGUGCAAUGAUGUUUAAUCAGUCUUGUCAUGGUACACGCUUGCAGAUGCGACCCACCCACCCCUAACCCCCACCCAACUUGUCGAACCUCAAACUGAAGGGACUUCUUGAAAACAUACACUGUACAGUUGUUUUCUAUGUGUUUAUAUGUACAUGUGUACAUAGAAAAAAAUAUAAGAUAUUGUUUAAAGAUGUGAACAUUUGAUGGAAUAAACAAAAGUGUUGUAAUAUAAA
This is a messenger RNA of Hippocampus comes (tiger tail seahorse), 2008 nucleotides long. It is a transcript of the gene efna1b, whose product is annotated as ephrin-A1b. Gene Ontology annotation, cellular component: plasma membrane. Gene Ontology annotation, molecular function: ephrin receptor binding. Bases 240 to 941 code for a protein of 233 amino acids. Lineage: Eukaryota; Metazoa; Chordata; Actinopteri; Syngnathiformes; Syngnathidae. The transcript has 4 exons. The record is from RefSeq and is a predicted model, not a curated record. Gene Ontology annotation, biological process: axon guidance; ephrin receptor signaling pathway.